Eruca vesicaria subsp. sativa (arugula) is the source of this 219-nucleotide messenger RNA. Lineage: Eukaryota; Viridiplantae; Streptophyta; Magnoliopsida; Brassicales; Brassicaceae. The record is from the annotation of a GenBank genome assembly.
AUGAAGGAUUCGGCGUCUCUCUCGGUGGACCUCUCGUGCACAACAACAAGUCAACUCUCUUCGAUACUUUCUCUUUCGAGUAGUGGAGCAAAAAGGGAUCUUGAAGGGUUUAACUUAGAGAGGGUUAUAUUGAUGGGAAGUAUUGCAUUGGCUGGGAAGAAGGCUCUUGAAAGUUCUGGUCUUGGUGGUGAUAAGCUUAGCACGGUACUACUCUUCUAG